This is a messenger RNA of Mustela lutreola (European mink), 2518 nucleotides long. RefSeq names its product UDP-GlcNAc:betaGal beta-1,3-N-acetylglucosaminyltransferase 6 (gene B3GNT6). NCBI's taxonomy places the organism in Eukaryota, Metazoa, Chordata, Mammalia, Carnivora, Mustelidae. The record is from RefSeq and is a predicted model, not a curated record.
AUGGUGGUACCAUUUACUGAGGUGGAAAAGCAGGAUAUGAAGUCACGGGAAGAUGAAAAUUUUAACUUUGACAUGAGACUGCUGCGCCUAGGUGGCAUGCGGGGGAGAUGCCUGGUUCUGGGAGAGAAGUGGGAAGGGUGCCCUUCCGCUGAUGUCAGACAUGACUCCUGCCUCACUUCUGACUCGGUUUCCCCCACAGAUGUCUUUUCCCUGCCACAGGUUCACGAAUCCCAGGGCUUUGUCCCUCUUUCUGGUGCGUUUGAGUUGGCCCUGCACCUCUGGGUCCUCCAAGCCUCCGGGUCCCAGAGGGAGAAGGUGUGGGAUGGUUCUCCAGAGGCUCCCCUGCUGCCCUUGCGGCUGUGCAGCCAUGGGCAUUCAUCCGAGUCCCGAGGUGUGGCCAACGACUCGGUCAACGCCAUGGUCGACUUCUACUUCGAGCAGCUCCCCGCGUGCAUCGCAAUCCAAGACUUCCUGCGGUGCCGCCACUGCCGCCACUUUCCUCUGCUCUGAGACGCGCAGACCAAGUGCGUGGGCUACCGCGCGCUGCUGCUGGCUGUCAAGUCGGCCCCCCCCAGCCACCAACGGCGUGAGCUCCUCCGCCGCACGUGGGGGCAGGGGCUCCGCCCCUUCCUGCUGGUCCCUGGGGUCCAGCAGGAUGAGAGCGCGGGGCGGCUGGCGGCCCUGGCGGCGCUGGUGGCACUGCAGGCGCGCGAGCACAGCGACACGCUGCAGCGGGCCUUCCCCCACACCUUCCUCACCACGCUCCAGCACCUGCUCUACUGCCUGGCCGAGCGCCGGCUGCGCGCGCGCUUCCUGCUCAGCCGCUGCGACGACGGCUCCGCGCACACCGCCGACGUGCUCCGCUUCCUGCAGACGCGGCAGCCACCCGGCCGCCCCCUCCUCGUGCAGCUCCUGGCCCGCUCAGUGCCGGUCCGCGACGGCUGCAGCAAGUCCUUUGCGCCCCCGCGGCUCUACCCCGGGCAGGCCUACCGGCUCCCAGCCCCGCGCGAGGCCGCCCGCCACAGCCCGCUCUUCCCCAGGGACGCCUACAGGGGCACGUGUGUGAAGCACGCCAGCCCGGCGCCCGGCAGUCCUUCCACCCCUGCCUGCGCCGCAGCUGCGGCCUGUGCACCGCUGUGCGCCCUCGAGAUGCUGCUUACGUGGGAGGCGCUGCGCGAGCCGGGGGCCCAGUGAAGACCAGCGUCCGGCAGCGCCCUGGCACCCCCUCGCGUCAUCUGGUCCUCAGGCGUGCCCAGCUACCACUCACUCCGACGGCUCUUCAGGCUCUUGCGCCCCACAGCCGCGAGGGGGCGCUCCUCGCACACCGUUUCUGCGGGGAGGCAGGCGGCGGCGUCCUGGAUCGGUGAAAUUCUGGGUCACGGGGGCGGUGCUCCCAACACCGUUACCCCACCAGUGCUAAUUGACAAAGACCACAUGAGCAGAGAAGACGACGGGCUUGUCUCACAAACGCGCUUGCGAAAUCCUACAUAAAAUACCAACAGACGGAGCGUGACAACAUGUAAAAAAGGUAAAUGUAUCAGCAUCUGGAUGGGUUUAUCCCAGAAAUUCCAGGUGGGUUUAUUUAGCAUUAGAAAAGCAAUCGCGGUGAAUGGAUAGAAAAGGAAGAUCUGUCAGUGUGGCACUCAGAUCAAGAGAAAUGUAUCUCUGGUGCAGGAGAAAAAAAAAUGGAUAAAAUUCAACACCCAUUUGUGACUCACUCACUCCCUUCCUUCUUUCCUCUCCCUCCUUCUCGCCCUCUCUUCCUUCCUUCCUUUCUUUCUUCUUCUUUUUUUUUUUUUUUUUAAGAUACAGAGAGAGAGCAUGAGCUGGGGAGGGGCAGAAGGAGAGGGAGAGAGAAUCUCAAGUCAGGUCGGUGCUCAGCAGGGAGCAGUGAUGGGACUGGAUCUCUCCAUCCUGAGAUCAUGACUCAAGCCCAUAUCAAGAGUCCGUCACUUAAUGAGCAACCCAGGUACCCCAGCCAUUCAUGACUUUAAAAAAAAAAUUGUUUUUUUCUUUGUAAAAGGUGAAAGCAUUUGAAAGCAUUUCCUUUAAGAUUUGGAACAAGAUGGGGCGCCUGGGUGGCUCAGUCCUUAAGCGUCUGCCUUCAGCUCAGGUCAUGAUCCCAGAGUCCUGGGACCGAGCCCCGCAUCAUGCUCCCUGCUCAGCAUGGAGCCUGCUUCUCCCUCUCCCACUCCCCUUGCUUGUGUUCACUCUCUCACUGUGUCUCUCUCUGUCAAAUGAAUAAAUAAAAUCUUAAAAAAAAAAAAGAUUUGGAACAAGAUUAGAUGUGCCCACCAUCACUUCUGUUCUACAUUGUUCAAGACGUGAGAGCACAGCAGGAAGACAAGAUAAAAAUUCAAAGAUAUAAUGACUUGAAAACAGAAAGAAAACAAUCAAAACCUCAGAGAUCUGCAACCCUAUCUGCAAUUUCCCGUCUCUAUAACAAACUAAUGCCAUACUCCUUAUCUGAAGUGAAAUUUGUGCAUAAUUUAAUCUCUCAUGAAUAUAUUUUCAAAAA